Molecule: messenger RNA, 1254 nt
Organism: Arvicanthis niloticus (Nile rat)
Lineage: Eukaryota; Metazoa; Chordata; Mammalia; Rodentia; Muridae
Source: RefSeq, a predicted model, not a curated record
GUGGGACCCGGCGGCAUUGGAAAUAAGGCGGGGAGGAGGAGGAAACACAGGGAGCCUUCGCUCCAGUGGGCGCGCCGGAGUCCCGCACCCUUUCUAAGGCAUGUGUUGCGGUUCCGCGCGGCCAUCACGCAUUACAUCACGGUUUUCCUGUGGGGAAGAAUUCUUGAAGUCAUCUGCACCGUCUGCCUGGGAAAAAAUGGUCAACGUCUUGAAAGGAGUGCUUAUAGAAUGCGACCCCGCCAUGAAGCAGUUCCUGCUGUACUUGGAUGAGUCCAAUGCCUUGGGGAAGAAGUUCAUCAUUCAAGACAUCGAUGACACACAUGUCUUUGUCAUUGCAGAACUGGUUAAUGUCCUCCAGGAGCGAGUAGGGGAACUGAUGGACCAGAAUGCCUUUUCUCUUACCCAGAAAUGAGAGUGCCGGUGUUGAGCACUUGGGAAUCCCAACCACAGACACGAGAGAGCCCUGCUUAGUGUCUCAUGGGGUGUAGACUUGUUAUGAGCAUGUGGUGGGAAAGGCUGCAGGGUCGUUCAUUCAGAUGAAAGUCCCCAACUGAUUUUGUUGGACCAUUAAAAAAAAAAUCUUUUUGCAGAAGAACUUUAACAGCUGGCUACAAUUUGGCCUUUACUAUUUGUUAUUAAAAUGUAACCAUAGUUGUGCUGGUGAGAUGGCUCAGUUGGUUAAGGCCCUUGCCACUAAGCCUCACAGUCUGACUAUAAUCCCAGGGCCUACACACUGGAAGGGGAGAACUCCACAGGCUGUUGUCUGACCUCCAUGUGUUUAGCUCCUUCCCACACAAAUAAGGAAAUGGAGUAAAGUGUAAUCAUAAAUGUUUUUCCUACCAUUUUAAAACACCAAUUAAAUACACCAGAAAAAUAAUGGAGUCUGGUUAAAUUAUCAUUUUAACCUGGGUAUUGUUAAUUUUGCUUGUUCCUGUUAACAAGUGUGCAUUUUUUGUAUUGCAGAGUUAGAAACCAAUGGGAAAGAAAUACUGCUUGGCAUCUUUAGUUUUCCCUUUUUCACACUAUGUCAAUGACAUUUUCCUAUCAAGGCAGGUGUUCCUUGAUAGUGCAAAGUGCAGCAGGUGUGUGUGUGUGUGUGUGUGUGUGUGUGUGUAAAACUAACAGAUGGGAAGAUACCCACAAUUAUGCUUAAUAUUUGGAGAGUAGGGUUGAAAGACUUGCAUACAUGUGAACUCUUACAUCGUCUGAAACUAUUCAUGUAUAUAAACAAAAUUUAUAAAGGUCAAACAAAAA